GCAAUGCAUACUGCUCUGCUGCAACCCCCCACUAUACUGCAUCUGGGGUAUUCGUGACUGGACGUCUGGGGGGAUCACACACAUUUCCGAUUAGGAGGAGGGAGUGAGAGAGAGAGAAGGGAGGGAGAGAGAGAGAGAGGGAGAGAGAGAGAGAGAGAGAGAGAGAUUACCGUUUCAUUCCAGCCAAUGAGACGGUCGAUACACUAAGAUUUUCAUAGUUGUGCAGGAGCACAAAGUGAACUGAGGUAAAACUUCCAGGUAAAACUACAAACCGACUUAAGCUCCUGAUACUCAGCUCUUCUCCUCUUUAAGCCCUCGAGGCCGCUGCUCCAGGCUUUGAUGACCACACUCUUUGAAGAAGGUGGACAGACGCAGGCAUGAGUAACAGUGGGACCAAAGAGCCGUCUCCUCAGCCGAGCACUGCCCAGGCGCCCUCUGAGCCUCAGCGCAGGGGCAGGGGUCGACCACGGAAACAGCAGCAGGAGCCUGUUGGACCACCAACUCCAAAGCGGCCAAGAGGACGACCCAAAGGCAGCAAGAACAAAGGCCCAAAAACUGCACUGAAGAAAGUAGAGCCCAUUGGGGAGCGACGACCACGAGGGCGACCAAGGAAAUGGCCCCAGAAAGUAGUUCCAGAAGUGACUGGAGAGCAGCAGGGCCCUUCAGAAGAGGCUGAGGAGGGUCCGUCACAGCGCGAUCCCUCGUCAUCUCAGGUGCCAGCACAGGAGGAAGGGGAGUAGAUGGGACGCCUCUCUACCUACCUCAAGGUUUGGCCUCGGACAAACAGAGGCACAAACUGACUCCUAUCUGUGAUGGGGAUUCAGAAACACACACACACACACACACUCUCUCAAAACUCACUCAAACAGUAGUGGUCUCUCCUAAUUGAUUACUGUACCUUGGAUUUGUUGUUGACUUACAAAGUUCGGUUUGUUUGGUGGACAAACUCUGUUCUCACAUUGGAGUACUUGAUCUUUUGAUAUAUAUUUUUUUAAAGGAAUAGUUUGACGUUUUGGGAAAUGGGCUUAUUGUCUUUUUGCCGAGCGUUAGAUGAGAAAACCAGAACAAUUUUUAUGUUAUUUUCCAGAAGCCUCAAUUUAAAAGCAGUUUUUGUUUUUACUCCAGUGUUGUGCAUUGGAGUUUUUAGUCACGCUGGUGGGUAGAUUUUAUCGCCUUAGCGACGAUGUUUACAUUGAUUUACAGUCCAGUCACCCCAACUAUUUUGCCUGUCAGUGUUCUCAUAUAACUCUCUGCAAGAAUGCAAACAAGAAUAUUUCCCUUUAAGUCAAACUAUUCGUUUCAGAGUGCCAGCUUUCCUGAACCCCUUUGACGUGCAUGCGUGUGUGAGCCGGUGGCGGCGGCGGUGGUUGUGAGGAGAGGGGACGGGGUCGCAGGUUAAAAUGAGAGGGGUUAAGCGAAAACAAAGGAACCUUUUUUUUUUUUUUUUUUUUAUAAAAACAUGCUUCUAACUCAAGUGUCAUGGAUUCUCGUGUGAAACGGGAGAAAGACGGCGACGUUUUGUUUUUUUAUACCAAUGUUACAAUAUAAACAUGGUGUGCUGGAGUUGAUGUGAAAGGUUUUAUGCAAAAAUCAAAUGUCCACCUUCGGUUUAAGUGUUCAAAAUCAAAGGAUUCCGAUAGCAUAAAAAAAAGUGAUAUUCAAUGUUUCCUUCCAACCAGCAGCCCAAAUGGAUAUUUUAUUUUGGAGAAAAAAAACUUUCACUCAUACUGAAGUCAACAGCAGUGUUGAUUUGUCAUUUUACCACACUCAGGAUCUCACUAUUAACAGUGCUUUUACACCAUAUUGAAACCUCAGGUACAAAACUAUUCAGGAACAUGUUGUCUACUCAGUAAUAAUUAUGGUGCUGUGUUUGUUGUGCAUUUCUGAUCUGUAUUUGACAUUACCAGUAUGCCUUGACACAAAGACCUCAUUUAAACCUCAGUUACCCUCAGUUUCUAAAUCUCUCAUUCUACCUCAGUAACAUAAAAGACAGAAGAUCUCCAAGAAAGCAACUUUCUUCACUCCUGCAGCAGUGACUUACAGUAAAUUAUUACUGUGCACACACACACACGCACACACACACACACACACACAAACACAUGCACGCAAGUUCAUGUGCAGAUAGACAGUACAGGCGUGCUCUUCAGGGCUACAUACAUGCCGACAAGCAAACACACAGAAGCCGAUGUUACACUCCAGUGAUAGAAGUGUACAAAUAGCAUCGGGGUCAUUUCUUUAAAAAAUAAAUAAAUACACACACACACACAUACACCCACACACACACACAAAAACUGUAUUUGGUUAAAAACUGAAGUGAGACUUUGUUCUCCUGGGAAAUAAAAUGCAGCCAAUAGUUUACAACAACUUGAUGAAAUACUUGCUUUUUAGGGUGUAGUUCCUCAUGACAUACCUUUUUUUGAGUUUGUUAUUCUUUUCUCAUUUUUUUUUUUACUACAUCAUGUAUUUUCUGAUUCUUACACUGUAAAUUGUACGUGUGACACUCUUAAUUCAUGGCAGCAAAUAACCACAAAGUGCUGAAAUACAUGAGAGUUACGGCUAAUGUUAGCCACCGGUCGCACCAGACCGACUGAGGCAGCAACAAAACACCUGAUUGUAUUGAAGCGAGGGUGUGUUUUAUUGCUUAAUCGAUUCACGUCACAAACUCUCCUUUUAAAGGAUAUUUUUAUUUACCUCUGACAGCAUAUAGUAAUACAAUAUACUAAAAAAAAAAUGUUUUCCAUGAAAAACGUUGAGCACGAGUUUUGUGUACAUUAAGGUGUACUGUUCCUGGUAAGGCAGGUGGCUGUCUAUGUGGCGUUUAAUGCUUUGAACACCAUCAGUAAAACUCAAUUCGUCUCCAUUGUAUUUGGGUGUAGGCCGAAAUCUGAAUAAAUAUAAAUGAAUAAAUAUAAAACCAGUCUACCUGUUACUGGUAGAGUGAGGAAAUGUUGGGUUUCAAGUUUGUAGCUACGAUUAAUGAUACCAACGUCCACAUGUUAUAUUAUUUAGCCUGUUUUACGUAUAAAGAGUUUUACUUGUUAGAAUUGCGCAAAAACAAAAAGACACAGACUGAAGAGAAUGUAUUAUUCUCCAGCAGAUUUACAUACGUGGCACCAGACUGUAAUGCAGGGGAAAUAAAUCUACAGAAAAUAUAAUUGAAUAUUAAAGGAAUGAAUUAAAAACUAUUAGUUUAGUUCAUAGAUCUAUCUGGAUGUAUCUGUAGUGAAUCAUCAUAACCACAUAGUAGAUUAAAGAGGAUUUACAGAAGGAGCUCAGGGGCUCUUGUUACUCAGAGAGACAUUUUCCAGUCUCUGGGGUUCUUUUAAAAAAUGUUUUCGAGACCUUUUUAUUGAGAGUCUCUGCACUUAAACCGACAGUUAAGUCAUCAUUGCAAAUGCGCCAGCAUCCUCUGAUUUCAUGUGUGGCGGACAUGAACGAUGUAUCACUUACAAGUUGCUCAGUACUGUACAUUACUUGAAUAUCACCCAUCAUUUACUGUGUACAUUUAAGCGUUUCUUCCACCUGCAACUUGCUUCUUUUGUCACUGAUCAUAUGAUGUAUUUCAGACGUUUCAUGCAUUUCAGCAUUGUUCACUAAAUUGCUGCCGAGUUGCAGAUAAGUUCAAUGUUCAACUGCAUUGACUUAACUUGUUGACUUUUGACUUAACCCCUGGACUACCUCUGAAGACAAACAAGCCUGGCUCAUUUCUGGGGAGACCCACGGCUGAUUGUGGCCAGUGGUUCCCAUCAGACCGACAGGCGACGUGGAUCAUGAAAUCUUGAAAUAACUUUCAAACUAGUACUGUCGUAGUCCACACAUCUCAUCUCACUACAUUCAUAUGACCGUCAGUGAAUGGAAGUCAGCCUGAAGGGUGCCUUUUGAUGUAACUACAGCUGAGUCGAUGUAUGUUAUUUUACACGAGUUGUGUCUGGAUAUUUACUCUCUAUAUGGGGACAAUGUUGUUCUGUGAUCUUACUAGUGAUAUAGUUACAUAAAGUACUUGAUCCAUUUUCAACUCUUGAAAAGUUGAAGUGUAACUUGAGAAAUCAUCUUAAAGCCUUUCUUUUAACACCUUUUUUUGUAGUUAUGUUAUUGAUGUGUCCUCAUCCACUUCAUUAAUACAACUCACAAACCUGUGAUAUAUAUUUUGUUAUGAUUCUUUUACCUUGUGAUUUGUGUUACUCUGCUUCUUUAUCGCUUAUCAAUAAAAUAUCACACUUA
This is a messenger RNA of Mugil cephalus (flathead mullet), 4221 nucleotides long. RefSeq names its product high mobility group AT-hook 2b. The record is from RefSeq and is a predicted model, not a curated record. Gene Ontology annotation, biological process: regulation of DNA-templated transcription. The transcript has 6 exons. NCBI's taxonomy places the organism in Eukaryota, Metazoa, Chordata, Actinopteri, Mugiliformes, Mugilidae. Gene Ontology annotation, molecular function: DNA binding; transcription coregulator activity. Bases 378 to 740 code for a protein of 120 amino acids. Gene Ontology annotation, cellular component: nucleus; chromatin.